Syngnathus typhle (broad-nosed pipefish) is the source of this 1734-nucleotide messenger RNA. RefSeq names its product lysine methyltransferase 5Ab (gene kmt5ab). Bases 151 to 1122 code for a protein of 323 amino acids. Lineage: Eukaryota; Metazoa; Chordata; Actinopteri; Syngnathiformes; Syngnathidae. The transcript has 8 exons. The record is from RefSeq and is a predicted model, not a curated record. Gene Ontology annotation, molecular function: protein binding; histone H4K20 methyltransferase activity.
UUCAAACUCCUACAUGUUUCUACGCAUAGAUACACUAGUUAUUUGUAUGGGUAUGUCGACGUUGUCGUCUCAACACAAAAAAAAAACUAAAACCACAGGAAUUAUUUAACGCACCCACCUCCGCGUCGGACAUGUACUCGAAAAACUGACAUGGCAAAAGUUUGCAGGGAAGAAGCAGGUGCAAAGGACGGACGAAAAGCCGGAAACCGUUCCUGUGAGCAAAGGCAUCUCCGAAGAGACGAAAGAAAACCGGCCCCUGGUUACGAAAGAGACUGCACAAGUAAAGCACCUCAGAGUGUUCGCCCAAGUCCACCUAGUUCAAAAAAGGCCAUAUUGCCUCUGAGGGACACCUCCGGCAUGCUCAUUCAAGAUGGAGGUGACGCGGAUGUCAAUCACACAGCUAAGCUCGACAAAGACACCUCGAAUAAGACUCCGACAGAGCUGUGUGAAGCCAAAGUCGCCUCUCAACCGCAGCAAAAGCAAACGACGACGAACGCGAGUCUGGCAGACAACAGCAAAGUUCCAGCAGCUAAACCCCGAAGUCGGAAUCCUCGCAAGGGCAAAGGGAAAAAGACAGAGAAUAACGCUUCCCAAAACAGAAAGGUCACAGACUUCUUCCCUAUCAGGAGGAGUAAGAGGAAAACUAAAGCAGAGUUGAAGAAUGAAGAGCACAAGCAUUUGGAUGAUUUGAUUAAGAACGGUGUUGAAGAAGGAAUGCAGGUGAGGGUGAUCGAGGGCAAAGGGCGUGGCGUGUUUGCCGAGCGGCGAUUUAAGAAGGGCGACUUUGUGGUGGAGUACCACGGCGACUUGCUGGAGCUGGCUGAGGCCAAGCUGCGAGAGGCCCGCUACUCCCAAGACCCCCAGACGGGCUGCUACAUGUACUACUUCCAGUACCAGGCUAAGACCUACUGCGUGGACGCCACGCGCGAGACGAAGCGCUUGGGGCGGCUGAUCAACCACAGCAAGGUCGGCAACUGCCAAACCAAGUUGCACGCCAUUGACGGCUCGCCUCACCUCAUCUUGUUGGCGGCCAGAGACAUUGAGGCGGACGAGGAGCUGCUGUACGACUACGGCGACCGCAGUCAGGAGGCCAUCUCGGCUCAUCCGUGGCUCAAGCAUUAAAACGCACACACACACCACCGUUGUCUCGAAACUCGUCGGUGCCACACGGAUGCUACGGAUGACUCGUCCUUUUUUAUUUUUAAAGGAGGUACAAAAAUGAUUUUAAACUAACAUGCUUCUUUUUUUUUUUUAAACAAUUUUAAUCAUGCUUUUUACUUUUCUCUGCUGUAAAGGAGCAAAUGUUACAUAUUGUCUACUGUCGUGAUAUUUUCCAUUCAUGUAAAUUAUGAGCUAAGCUGUGCUCAAUAAAAGACACAAUGAGCUGAGAAAUGCAUUUAAGGAAUAAAUGGUUCAAAGUGUCAUGAGGAGAUGAAUGAUUUGCUUUGUAGCUCCUCGGAGCAGGAAUCAAAUUUUCCACCAUCACAAACAUUACUGGGCAUUAAAAUGUCAUUUUGUAAGAAAUUCAGUUACGAUAUCAUUCAAGUGAAAAGCACUAGACUGGACGAUUCAUUAGGUACUCAAAGGAAGUGCAUCACAAGAUGUGGCCAGUGUGGUUUGAGCUUGAUGUGUUUUUGUAAACUUCAGAUACUUUAGUUUUUGUUGAUGAAGACGUUAAGCAUAAUUAACACAUUUUGUUCAAUUGGAACUAUUUCAAUAAACCUACUAUGCGUG